Molecule: messenger RNA, 5048 nt
Organism: Thamnophis elegans (Western terrestrial garter snake)
Lineage: Eukaryota; Metazoa; Chordata; Lepidosauria; Squamata; Natricidae
Gene: DENND2D
Product: DENN domain containing 2D
Exons: 12
Coding region: 474-2222 (582 amino acids)
Cellular component (GO): cytosol; nucleoplasm
Source: RefSeq, a predicted model, not a curated record
AAAUGUCUCACUUAGCAACAUAAACAUCGAUUGUGGUCUUAAGUUGAGGACUACCUGCAGUGUUUGUGGGGGUGCUCACAUAUGGGGGAAUCACAUGUGUGUGUUUAUGAUCUCCCAUGAGCUGUUUGUUUUUGCCCUGCUUACUAUUUAAGAAAAGUUUGGAUUUAGAAAAACAGUGGAUCUUAGCACGUAUAUUGCACUUCUCCAGGUUGUCAGGUGCAAUUCAAGUUUUUUUUAAAAAUAACUUUGAAUGUGAUAAAUUAAGUAUAUUUUGUGCCUUUCACAAAAGACAUUUUAAAGAAUACAAUUUGGCAAAUCUCAUUUCAGCCCACAGGAAUCAUGUGAGAUAUCAAGGAAAUUGGCAGGGUUUUUUUUUUCUUUAAAUAUUCCAUAUUCUGAUUAAAAAGCUCUAAGUAGCAUGGCCAAAGAUAAAUGUAGAACAAGGAAAGGCAAAGACCCGCAGCGGUGUACAAAUGUACGAGCAAGCCUGUUAUGAGUCCGGAAUGAAGCUGCGUCGACCCGGAAAGCCACAGCCAAUGCGUGCAGGCUUGUGUCUCAAUUUAAGCGAGGCACGUGGCGGCCUGGUGUUUUCCUGGCUGGCGGCCGUCCUUCAGGUGUUGUUCCCCCAGAGGCUUCUGCUCUCCGCCCAUCGCCUCGCUCGGGAACUGCAGCGCGCUCCUUCCCAGCCUCCCGAAGGCUCCUCCCGCCCGGUGACUCCGCUGCCGCCGCCGCCGCUGCUUUCACUUUUCCCAGGUGCAAAAGUUUUUAAGUCGGACGAGGCGGCGGCAGCGCGGUGCGGUAGAGAGCGAGCCGCUGGCGGCAUGGCGGGGGAGAGGUUCGUCCGCUUCUUCCGAAAUAGCCUGGUCCGGAGGACGUCUAGGAGAGGUGACUCCCAGGAUGUAAAUCCUACAGAAAGCAAAUCUGGUGCUGAUGUAAGGCUGAAACAAAGAAGCAGUUUUUCUCAUUCAGUUGGACACCCAUUUUUUGAAUAUCUGGUUGUGGUCUCACUUAAAAGGGACACAAAGGGAAAUUAUGAGCCCAAGAUUACCUAUCAAUUUCCAAAGCGUGAGAAUCUACUGAGAGGGCAGCGUGAAGAAGAGGAAAGGUUGCUUCAGGCCAUUCCCUUGUUCUGCUUCCCAAAUGGUAAUGAAUGGGCACCCCUCAUGGAGUAUAAGAGUGAAACUUUUUCUUUUGUCCUUACCAAUAUUGAUGGGAGUAGAAAAAUCGGCUACUGCAGGAGACUGUUGCCUUCUGGACGAGAAGCUCGUCUCCCUGAAGUUUAUUGCAUUGUAAGCUGUCUUGGUUGCUUUGGACUAUUUUCAAAGAUUUUGGAUGAAGUAGAGAAGAGGCGACAGAUCUCUGCAGCAGUUGUCUACCCCUUCAUGCAGGGCCUACGUGAAUGUCCCUUCCCAGCACCAGGAAGAACUGUUACCAUUAAAAGCUUCAUUCCUGAAUCUGGGACAGAGCAAAUUGAGCUGACACGACCAUUGGAUUCUCACCUGGAGCAUGUGGAAUUUCAAGCCCUUUUAAAGUGCCUCAGUCCUGAGAAGAUACUUCAGAUAUUUGCCUCUGUAGUUCUGGAGAGACGGAUAGUCUUCCUGGCUGAUGAGCUUAGCUCCCUCUCCACGUGCAUCCACUCAGCUGCUGCUCUUCUUUAUCCAUUUACUUGGGCCCAUACAUACAUCCCAGUGGUUCCAGAGACACUUCUCAGCACAGUCUGCUGUCCUACACCAUUUAUGGUUGGGAUCCAAAAGCGUUACCUGGCAGAGGUUCUGGAUCAGCCUAUGGAAGAGGUCUUGGUUGUAGAUCUGUCCCAAGGAGUAUUCUUAAAAAUGGUUGGAGAUGAGGAGGAGAUUUUGCCACCCAAGUUGAGAAGUGAAAUGUUGCAGUCUUUGCCAACAAUGAACAACAACAUUCAGACAUCUGAGGAAUUCAAUACACAUGUUUCGGACACCUUUAUAAAAUUCUUUGUGAGGAUGAUUGGUCACUAUCCAGCAUAUAUCAAAUGGAGCAGAAAUGGCACAGGCAGCUUUCAAGAACAAUCAUUUUGCAAGGCUAUCACCUCCAAGACCAACCGCAGAUUUGUGAAAAAAUUUGUUAAGACUCAAAUGUUCUCAUUAUUUAUUCAAGAAGCAGAAAAAAGCAAGAAGUGCAUAGAAGCAUAUUUUCAGCAGAAAUUAAAUGAAUAUCAAGAAGAAAAGAAGAACAGGAGACUCUCCUGAAUCUUUGCUUUCAUAAGAGAAGUUUGGAGAUAGGCAGGCCUGCAACUGAUCAUCUACCUGGAUUAGGUCCAUAGGUGAAAGAUACCGUUGUUAGCUGUCCUGAUAGUACCUGUGCUUUCUAUGUGAACCAUGAAAAGCCAUGGGGAGCCUUGGGUACUGUUUUCUACAUUUUAUUUUUUCUUGUGGCUGGCAUUACACGCUGUUCUUUACGUGCCUGAAAUUUUGUAGUCCAACUGACAAUCAAAGCUGCAGUUCCAGAGAAAGAAUAUAGCAGCAUAAAAACUAUUAUCAAACAAUCCUAUUUUAAUAAUCGGAUUCUACAUUUUUUGGAAAUUUUGCCAGAUGCAGUAAAUAACGCAUAAGGCAGAGAAUGUAAUGGAAAUAGUGAGACAAUUACAUUCUUUGGAAACAUUUUUAUUCUCAUGAAACUGGUUUCCAGGCCAAAAAUCUUAUAUUGAAUGUUGUAAUUGAUGGGAUUAUAAAAUGUAUGUUAGAUUUCUAUAUACAUUCUAUAGUUUGCUAUGUUUUAAGCAGGAAUGCUUGUCCCGUUAUCAUGAAAUUUUCCCAAUUAAAAAUUUUACAGGAGGGAAGUAGAACCCUAAUAUUGGAUUAAAGAAUGACUUGAAGAACAUAGGAAUAAAGAAACAUAAAAGCAAAUACAUUCCUAGUGACCAUGCCAGCUUUGUAAAGGAAGUUGUCCACCCCAUUCCACCACUAUAAAACAUCAAUGAAUUGGGAGACACACAUUCUUGCACUGAACGUUGGGGAUUCAGGAGAACAAGCAAAUCUGAGGAUGCUAUCUUUGAGGGACUGUUGCUGUUCCUAGCAUUGUAAGAGGUAUUGUGGUGUCACAGUUAUAACAAGUAACUGCUAGUGAAAAGUUAAUCAUACAUAUUUGUUCCUAUUUACAAUGAAAUUCUUAGGGGCUUAAAUCUUGGUGAAGUUCCUGUGCUAAUUUGGAAAAUACUAAUCAAAGCUGUAAUUUAGCUAGAAAAAAAUCAACAGUUUCCUACAUCCAGUGUUCAUUUUUUGAGACUUCAACAAUCUGAUGGUUAGCUAGAUUAGCUACAGAUGAUAAGAACUGAAAUCUAACACAGUUGAAUGGUGUUAGGUUGCCUUAGUUUACCUUAAGUUCUUCUUUAUAUAUUACAAAUACUAGUAUGGACACUGAGUAGUAUGGUUCCAAUAUAAGAAUAUAAAUCUGAUAUGUAGGAGUUAUGUCAGGAGCUGUAGACAUUUGAGUAAAACAAAUGUGGUAUAUAGAAAGUCGAAUGUCAUGUCAAAUUUAACAAAAUGUACUUUUUAGGAAGUUUUUAAUACGUUAAUUUAAUGAGAGAGUACAAGUCAAGUCCUCUGACAGGACAAGCUAUCAAGCUUAUAUAAAGUUACAGGAAAAUUAGCUCAAUAUGCUAUUGCAAUGUCUUUUAUAAAAUGCUCAGGUUCUUUAGCUAAUGAACUAUGUUAGAGCUUCCAAGGAGGACAAUGCUCUAUUCACAAUUAUAUAAGAAAUUAUAUCCAAAUUCUUUUAUAGGCAGGAGAAAAACUGUGCGAUCUGCAAAGGACAAUUUAAAGUACAACUCAGAGGGGGACGUUCUCUUCACCCAAAUAUUUUUUUAAGAUUAAAAAAAAAAACAAGCUGUGAAAAAAACCAUAAUUAUCUAAUCAUAUCUCUUUGUCGCCACAAACAUGCCAUUAAAAUGACUGCACAGAACAGUAUAAUCACUCUUUCCCACUGCAUUGAUAGAGGACGAAUUAUUAAAUAGGAAAGCAUAUUAUAUUGACAGUCCCAGACUUUAAAUCUUGGGGUCUCACCAUCUUUCCAAUACAAUAUUGAAGCAUAAUCUUUUGGCUGGCUGUCCUUUCCAUGCUUAUUAAAUCCAUAAAUCCAGAGUGAUUCAAAGUUUUUGUAUAUAAUUCAGAGUCAUAUUUACAUCUUUAAACACUGUGAUCUUUGUAAUAUUUUGUAAUAUUUAUUAAUUCACUUAAGGAUAGUAAAUGAAAACAAAGCAGUGGUGGACAUCUUAUCAUAUAAAUAAAUUUUUCCUCAGGCCAACUGUUUUAAUCCCUUCUCUUUGUUGUACACUAAAGCACACGUAGUGCUUGUUGAAUUAGUCUGAUCCUAAGAUGAGAAAUAGACAAUAUUUUUGACACUCAACUAUUGCUUUGUUAAUAUGUGAUACUCCAAUUCUUCGUUACAGGGUUUUUAAAAAAUAUGCUAUCCAGCUUUAUUAUACAGUAUUCUUAACUGUUAAAGAAUAUGAUUGACUUGGAAUUAUUUGAAACACAUCCCAGUACUGACAAUAACUUACAAAUUUAGAUGUUGCUAAUGUCUCAUGUCAAAAUUCCAAGAUUUAAUUGAAUACACAAUAAAAUCUCAAUUCAAAAGACUAUUUGGGAGAUGAAUCUAUUAUUCCUAAAUGUUUGUUAAAUCUGAAUUUGUAACCUGCUUCAAUUUAUGUCAUUUUAUUUCAUUUGAAUAAUGAUCUGAUUAUACCAUUGGCAUGAUUACAUCAUUACACAAAAGAUGCAUAUGAUGUAAACAAUGUAAACAUAUGUAAAUCAUCCAGACUACUUAAUCAGAUGAAGUGCAGAUAUGGUGAUAUUUUAAAAGUUUUACUGUACUGCUGUUUGCAAAUUUAGACAAUUCUAAUUUCUCUUGGAACAACUCAAUGUUUUCAAAACUUAAUUGGAGUUUUUAACUGUCCUUUGAAUUAUUUUAAAUAUCUGGGAAUAGUUAUUCAAAGGAAACAUUCAGUUAUGGGUGCAAUAUAUCCAUUUUUUUAGUUUCAAUUACAAAUGAACCGAAAUAAAUUGUUAAUAAUCUUA